AUGGUUUGCCCCUCGACUCUUGCCUCCGGGCUGGGCGCAGUUGGUGCCGCUGCCGGCGCUGCCAACACUUCUGCUCCUCCUCGAUAUGCCCUCUACUUUGACCAGUAUCACACCACAGUCCUGCCCAACAAGACGCUGACUGCCGGCAUCACUCAUGUCAUCACCGCCUUUGCCAACUCGUCUCUCUUCACCACAGAUCCCGUUGGCACCUACACCCCCUUCAUGAACAUCUCCGACGUCCGCCCUAUGUUCGACAAUGGAACCAAGGUCUGCCUGGCUAUUGGAGGUUGGGGCGAUACCGAGGGCUUCCGUAAGGGCCUUGCCACUGAGGAGUCUCGCUCCCUCUACGCCAGCAACAUUGCAUCCACCAUGGAUACUCACGGCUUCGACUGCAUCGACAUCGACUACGAGUACCCUGCUGGCAACGGCUACGACUACAAGCAGGUCCCCAACUCGGACCUCGUCUCCGAGAUCGAGACCUUCCCUCAGCUGCUCAGCUCUAUCAAGGAGGCCAUUGGUGGCCGGGAGCUGUCCAUUGCCGUGCCCGGCCUCGAGCGCGACAUGAUCGCCUACACUGCCGAGUCCGUUCCUCUGAUCAACGAGGCUGUUGACGUCGUCAACGUCAUGAGCUACGACCUGCUCAACCGCCGCGACAACUUCACAAAGCACCACACUGACAUCCAGGGCUCCCUCAACGCUGUCCAGGCCUACCUCGACCGCGGUUUCCCUCCCUCCAAGCUGAACCUCGGAAUUGCCUUCUACGCCAAGUACUUCACUCUCGCCGCCAACACCACCUGCACCCAGCCCAUCGGCUGCCCUCUUGCCCUGGCUGAGGACGCCCAAGGCCAGGACACCGGCACUUCUGGCGCCGCCACCUUCGAGGCCACCUCCUUCCCCGUCGAGGUCGACCCCAGCACCCUGACCACCUCCACCGACGGAUCUUGCGGCACCGGCACCCUGUUCCAGUGCACUGGUACCGCUACUGGUGGUGCCUGCUGCUCCCAGUACGGGUUCUGCGGUGACACCACCGCCCACUGCUCCACCGGCUGCCAGAGCUCGUACGGAACCUGCACCGAUGGCGACAAGAAGACCACCGCCCAGUCCUUCGCUGAGGCCGUCGCCAACGGCACCACUGACACCGAGAACGGCGGCCAGUGGUACGUCGACUCCGAGGCUGGUCUCUUCUGGACCUUUGACACCCCCGAGCUGGUCACCCAGAAGUUCACCGACAUCAUCGCCGCCAAGGGCCUGGGUGGUAUCAUGGCUUGGUCUCUUGCUGAGGACAGCAACGACUGGUCCCUCCUCAAGGCCAUGCAGGAUGGCGUCAAGAGCCUGACUGCCAGCGCCAGCACUGAGCAGACCAAGAAGAUCCGCCGCAGACGCUACUAG
Diaporthe amygdali is the source of this 1389-nucleotide messenger RNA. Its product is annotated as glycosyl hydrolase family 18. Gene Ontology annotation, molecular function: chitinase activity; chitin binding. Gene Ontology annotation, cellular component: extracellular region. Gene Ontology annotation, biological process: carbohydrate metabolic process; chitin catabolic process. The transcript is spliced from 2 exons. NCBI's taxonomy places the organism in Eukaryota, Fungi, Ascomycota, Sordariomycetes, Diaporthales, Diaporthaceae. The record is from RefSeq and is a predicted model, not a curated record. The coding region runs from base 1 to 1389 and encodes 462 amino acids.